Molecule: messenger RNA, 630 nt
Organism: Microdochium trichocladiopsis
Lineage: Eukaryota; Fungi; Ascomycota; Sordariomycetes; Xylariales; Microdochiaceae
Product: ankyrin repeat-containing domain protein
Exons: 2
Molecular function (GO): protein binding
Source: RefSeq, a predicted model, not a curated record
GGCUACGUAGAGGCAGUGCGGGGCUUCUUCCAGAGGGGCGCCGAUGUCAACGGUCUAGACGCGUACCAAAACGCUCCUCUUCACUGGGCCAUUGCGCACGUGCCAAUGACACGGCUGCUCCUGGAGAAGGGGGCUCGCGUCAACGCCAAGAACAAUGAGGGCAGAACGGCGCUCCAUUGGGCGGUGCAAGAAGGGCAGGAGGAGGUUGCCAAAGUGCUCAUCGGGGCCGGCGCCGACGUCAAUGCGGCAGACAAGAAUAGCUUCACGCCCCUCCAUGUCGCGUCGCUGGAGGGGCUGGAAGGAAUUGUGCAGCUGUUGCUGGCGAAAGCUGCCCGAGUGGACGCCGAGGACGUUCAUCGGUGGACGCCUCUGCUUCUCGCGGGAAAAUACUGGCUGAAUGACAGUGCUACUUAUCUCGCUACCAAAGCGGCCAAUAUCAACGCGGAGGACUAUCACGGUCGAAGAAUACUGCACUGGGCUGCCUGGAACAACGGCACGAAGCUGGUGCGGCUCCUGUUAGACCGAGGUGCUGAUAUCAACGUGGCGGGUCGCUGGGGGAAGACUGCCCUGAUCUGGGUGAUUGAGUCGAUGAAAGGACGCAUGACGGAGCUGCUCUUGAAGCGUGGAGCA